AAUUGGCAACAUAAAAUGUAGAACUCCCAUGCCCAUGAAAAGGAGAAAUAUGAGAGGAAAGAAAUUUUAAUUCUUCAUGCUUAUUAUUGGAAAUUUCUUUCGGACUGUGCUCAUGGAUUUGAAUCUAUUCCUUUGGUUAGAAAAAAAAAAACUCUAUUAGUAAAAUAAAGUCUAAAUAUCAUCGAGACUCCUGCCGCCUUGUCGCCGCGCGCCUUCACCACCUCGCCUGAAGUCCCCGCAUCGCCGGAACUCACCACCUCGCCUGAACUUUCCGCCGGCCGCCAUCACCUUAAAGAUCGUCGCGACCGCAAGAAAUUCACCUUUCUUUAAUAAGUGAUCUUUUCUCCCUCGCAUACGCCGCAACCGUUCGGUCAUUCUCCCGCUUUCUUCAUUUUCGCAGACUCAGGAGGAAUGAGAAUUAAUGAAUCACGUGCUGACCCGAAUCCGAUCUCAGCACCAAAGAUCGCUCCUUUUCUCCUUCAAACGCCUUUUGACGACAAACCCAUCAACUCAACCUUCGGAUUUCACAUCGAACCCUCGCCGGGACAUUUUCUGGUGGAACUCUGCCAUCACAAGCUGCUUCAGAAAUGGCCAAAUAGAGGGAGCGUUCAACUACUUCGAUCAGAUGCCUUGCAAAAAUGUUGUCACUUGGAACUGUAUGAUCACCGGAUGCAUCCAAAGUGAUAGGGUUUCAGACGCUCAGAGAGUUUUCGACGCAAUGCCGACAAGAAAUAUUGUGUCUUGGGCCGCAUUGAUGACCGGAUAUGCUAAAUGCGGGAGAAUAGAAGAAGCCCGAAGCCUGUUUGAUAGAAUUCCUGACCGAAAUGUGGUUUGUUGGAAUUCCAUGAUUUCAGGGUACAUAAACAAUGGAAAGAUUCGGGAAGCAAGAGAGCUAUUUGAUGUGAUGCCAUUGCCCAUGAAAAACAGUGCUUCGUGGUCGAUCAUGAUUUCGGGUUAUCUUAGGCUAAGGCGUGUUGUUGAAGCACGAAGCUUGUUUGAUCAAGCGAGGUUGAGAUCGGCUUCUCUUUGCAAUGCUCUUUUGUCAGGAUAUGUUGAGCUUGGACUCCUUAAAGACGCAGAGGAGUUUUUCUCGCAAAUUGACGCAAAGGAUGUUAUCUCAUGGAAUAGCAUGAUAACAUGCUAUUCAAGAGCCGGAAAAAUGAAACGCGCUCGAGAUUUAUUUGAUGAGAUGCCAGAAAAGGAUACAAUUUCUUGGACUGCAAUGAUCCAUGGCUAUUUGAAAAAUAGAAAUGUUGACGAUGCUCACAUAUUGUUUAAUAAGAUGCCAAAUCGAGAUGUUGUGGCUUGGAACACGAUGAUGGGUGGGUUUGUAAGUAAUCACUUGUUGGAUGAUGCUUUGAGAUUGUUUAAAGAGAUGCCCGAGAGAGAUAUUGUGUCAUGGAAUACAAUUUUACAAGGUUAUGUUCAGAGAGGCGAUGUGGUUAAUGCAUUGAGAUGGUUUGAUAACAUGCCGCAAAGAAGUGAAACCUCAUGGAAUACACUAAUUUCUGGGUAUCGAAACGAAGAAGCUUUGGCUUUGUUUUGUAAAAUGGUUAGACAAAAGUUUAAGCCUGAUCAAGGGACACUAGCCAUUGUAAUCUCGGUAUGUGCAUCUCUUGUUGCUCUUGGUUGGGGGAAAAUGCUGCAUCUAUAUGUGAUCAGAGCUGGAUUUGAACAUGAUGCAUUGGUAAUGAGUUCAUUAAUUUCUAUGUACUCAAGAUGUGGGUUCAUUCACGAUUCUGCCUUGGUAUUUGAAUCCAUGGUGAAGAGAGAUACAGUCUCAUGGAAUGCAAUGAUCGCAACAUAUGCUUGCCAUGGAUUUGCAUUGGAGGCCUUCAAACUCUUCAACACAAUGAUCCAAAAUGGGUUUCAUCCGGACCAAGUAACAUUUUUGAGCCUCUUGUUAGCUUGUUCUCAUAAAGGCUUGGUUGAUGAAGGUUGUCAUUAUUUUAGGUCUAUGCAAAAAGAUUGGAAAUUGGUACCCAAGCCUGAACACUACUCUUGUGUUGUUGAUCUCCUUGGGAGAUAUGGGUUCAUUAACCAGGCUUAUCAGUUCAUCAGUGAAAUACCGGUGGAGUCUCAGACAAAUGCUUGGGAAACAUUACUGAGUGCGUGCAAAUCUCAUGGAAAUUUGGAAUUGGGAGAAGUCGUGGCCAAAAAGGUUUUACAUGCUCGACCUUCGGAUGGAGCAAUGUAUACCGUUUUGUCGAACAUUUAUGCUGCGAAAGGGAAGUGGGAGGAUGCAGCGAGAACGAGAGCAUUGAUGAGAGCUCGGGGGGUUAAGAAAGAGACGGGAAGUAGUUGGAUCGAGGUGCAAGGGAAAAUGUACGGUUCGAAACACCCCAAAGAGAAACCUCCAGGCGAGUCUGGAUGACAUCUCUGCAGACGUUUGGACAAAUCCAAACAAUUCCUGUAGAAGUUCUUGCACAGAAAUUUGAUGCCUAUAUUGACCAAUCAGGGGCUAAGAAGCUAGGCAUCCCCUUGUGGCCUGUUUGGAUGGCGGGUAGAGAGGGGGAGGGGAAGAGAAAUUUAAUUUUAACCUUGUUUGGGAGUUUCACGUAGAAGGGUAGAUGAGGGGAAUGAGGGGAAAUUUAAGCCAAAAUCUUACACUCCAAAUUAGGGUGUAAUGAAGGGGAAUGGAAGGAAGGAGAACUUUCCUUCCCUUCCCUAGAUGAUCUCCCAAACACACUGUAAUAGCCUGUUUGGAUGGAGGGUAAAGAAGGGAAGGGAAAGGGAAAUUUUGGUUUAUUUUUGUUUGGGUGUUCCAUUUAAAAGGUUAAAAUGAAGUGAAUGAGGGAGAAAGUUGAACUAAAAUCUUACCCCUCAAAUUGGGGGAUAAAAAAAGAGAAGGAAAGGAAGAGAAAAAAUUAAUGAAAAUAGUCUCGUCUUUGUAUAAGAUCGGACCCUCAACUAGGUUUUUUUUUCCGUAGUUUCAAGUUGUAUUGUAUUCCAUCUAAUACUAACGACUUUGGGAGUUGUUCUUCUUUCUAUUAAAAUAAAAUUACUAGAUCAU
Messenger RNA from Asparagus officinalis (garden asparagus), 3013 nucleotides. Its product is annotated as pentatricopeptide repeat-containing protein At4g02750-like. Gene Ontology annotation, molecular function: protein binding; RNA binding. Bases 422 to 2374 code for a protein of 650 amino acids. Gene Ontology annotation, biological process: RNA modification. The transcript has a single exon. The record is from RefSeq and is a predicted model, not a curated record. NCBI's taxonomy places the organism in Eukaryota, Viridiplantae, Streptophyta, Magnoliopsida, Asparagales, Asparagaceae.